This is a messenger RNA of Galleria mellonella (greater wax moth), 3153 nucleotides long. RefSeq lists its product as uncharacterized. NCBI's taxonomy places the organism in Eukaryota, Metazoa, Arthropoda, Insecta, Lepidoptera, Pyralidae. Bases 1 to 3153 code for a protein of 1050 amino acids. The record is from RefSeq and is a predicted model, not a curated record. The transcript has a single exon.
AUGGUUCCAAUUGAGGAUCUUGAAAAGAAAAUUAAAUUGUAUGAAGCUCAACGAGCUCGUUCUUUUAGUCGGGUGCAAGCCAUUUAUGACUUAAUACCAGAUAUUUAUAAAAAUGAAACUAUUAAAAAACAAUUUUUGAGUAAAGUUCGUACCUUGGAACAGUUACGUUCUGAAUUUAAGGAAAUAGUAGAACAAAUUAAUUGGAUGAAUAUUGAAUUAAAUAAAGAUUUUGAACCUUCCUUUUCGAGUUUAGAUUCAUUUGAUGACUUAUACUGUGAAAUAAACCUGGUGUAUGAUCAGCUUUCUGCGUCAUCCCAGUCUUCUCAGGCACAGCCUUUAAAUGAAAAGGCUGUAACUGUAACGUCUAAUAGUAAUGAUUAUAUGAAGAUUCCCCGCAUCGAGUUACCAUUUUAUAAUGGCGAUAUACAGCAGUUCCCUUUCUUUUACGAAAGUUUCAAGCGUAUGAUACAUGAUAACAAUAAUUUAACAGAUUCUGAUAAAGUACAUUAUUUGUUUAAUCAAUUAACUGGUAAAGCCAGGUCUAUAAUUGUAGGCGUUGUACCUUCCGCGGAAAAUUAUUUAACAGUUUGGGAAACGUUAAAACUUAAAUAUUAUGAUAAACGUGAAUUGGGUACUUCUUAUUUGAAUCAGUUACUUUCAAUGAAACCUCUUGUUGGUGCUUCGGCACAAAAUCUGGAAGAUUUUAUUGAUAAGUUUGCAGCUACAAUUGCUGCCUUAAAUCAACUUAAGCUUGAAAAUGUAACUGAAUUUAUUUUUGUUCAUUUGGGUCUUAAGUUACUAGAUCCUGAUACUGCAAGAAGUUUCGAAAUGUCGAUUCGGAAUAAUAAUGGUAUGCCAGGUUAUGAGGAGUUCGUUCAUUUUGUGCGAGAACAUGUUAAAGUUCUCUAUCGAACCUCACAACCACGUCCUUCAAUUAAAAAUGAAAGAUUUGUUAGCAAAUCUACUAACAGUAAUCGCUUGCGUACCAAUCAUGCACAUGUUUCAACUGGUGAUCCUCGUUCUAAGUGUCUGUUUUGCAACAGUGCAGUUCAUGUAAAAAUUUCAAAUUGUGAUAAAUUCUUAAAAUUGAAUCCCAUUGAGAGGUAUCAAUAUGUAAAAGAUAAGAAGUUGUGUACUAAUUGUCUUAGUUCUCAACAUUGGUCUUCCCGCUGUACGUCACAGCAUGUUUGUAGUAAGUGUGACGGAAAGCAUCACACGAUUCUCCAUUUUAAUAAUAAGCCUCCAUCGCAAGCCACUGUGGCUCUUAGUAAUACUGAACCAUGUAUUAAUAAUAAAGUGAACAAUGGAGUUCAAUUUGAAAGUGAAGGUGAUCACCAAGUUUUAAAUAAUCAGGUAUCUUUGUGUACAAUGUCAACUGAAAAACGAGUUGUAUCUCCAACUACUGAAGUUUUGGGUACAGCAAAGGUUGUUGCUGCUUGUCGUAAUGGCAAAGAGAUUUUAAUUAGAGCUCUCCUUGAUCCUGGUUCGCAGAAAAAUUAUAUAUCUGCCAAGGGUGCUAGACGACUAGGCUUAUCUGUCAAUAAAAGUUUAUCAGCUUCAGUUAAAGGUAUUGGUGGUUCUACUCAAGUUGUAAAGGGUAGCGUUAAUUUUGUAUUUCGUUCCACACUUCAACAUGGGAAAAAGUAUUCUAUAGAAGCGCUUGUUUUAGAAAAUAUUACAUCUAGAUUGCCUACUUGCCCUAUAGAUAUUACUAAAAUAUCUGGAUUUGAGGGUAUUGCAUUAGCAGAUAAUUCGUGGAGCGUCCCUAAUGAAGUUGAUUUAUUAAUAGGUGUACAAUUGUUUACCAAUGUAUUAUUGCCGGGUAAGAUAGUUAAUGCCCCAGGCCAACCGAGUGCUAUCGAGACGACUUUAGGUUAUAUCGUUCUUGGUGAUGCUCCUAUUACGACAGUGUGUACUUCGUCUCUUAGUUUUUGUGCUACAUAUGAAGUCAAUAAUUUAAUAAAAAAGUUUUGGGAAAUUGAGGACUUAGGAAAUUCUCCUAUUCUCAGUCUAGAAGAUAAACAGGCUGAGGAUAUAUUUAAAUCAACUGUUAAGCGAACUAGCUACGGUCAAUAUGAAGUUGCUUUACCUUUUAAACUUGAUUCUGAAAAUUUAGGAAAUUCUUUGAAGGCUGCAGAGCGCAGUUAUUUACGAUUAGAAUCGAAGCUUCGUUCUCAACCAGCAGUUAAGUUGGCGUAUGAUGAGGUUAUUACUGACCACCUUAAAAAGGGAUACUUGUCUGAAGUAGAUAUUGUGCCUCAAGAGAAAGCAUAUUAUAUUCCUCACCGGGCUGUUAUUCGUGAGGAUAAGAUUACUACAAAAUUGAGAGUCGUUCUUAAUGCUAGUUUUCCUACUGACUCUGGUUUGUCUUUGAAUGAUAUUUUGCAUGCAGGCCCUAGUCUGCACGCGGAUUUGUUUUCUAUUUUAUUAAAUUUACGUUUGUUUCUAGUUGCUAUUUCGGCAGAUGUUCGUCAAAUGUAUUUAGCAAUCCAUGUUCGUGAAAAGGAUCGUCCAUUUCAGCGUAUUUUGUAUCGUUUUGAUUUUAAUGGACCAAUCAAGGUUUAUCAAUAUAACCGUGUUGCUUUCGGUUUGCGAUCCAGCCCUUUUUUGGCGUUACGUACUAUACAACAACUUUUGGAGGAUGAAGGCGAUCGUUUUCCUGUUGCCAAAGAAAUUGUUUCUCGUGAUAUUUUCAUGGACGAUAUCGUUAGUUCCAUUAUAAAUGAACAGAAAGCUAACGAUGCUGUGCGUGAGUUAAAUGAGCUCUUCACGGCUGGGGGAUUUGAAUUGGCAAAAUGGUCUUCCAAUUCAGAUCGUAUAUUACAGGAAAUACCUGAAGACAGGCAUUUGUCACAGAGUGUCUCAUUUGAUAGUGAUGAUGAUGACAAUACUUUCAAAAUCUUGGGACUACGUUGGGAUCCCAUCGAUGAUAAUUUUACCUUUCAGGUUAAUCAUGAUGAACGUCCAUGUACUAAACGACAUAUACUGUCAUAUAUUGCUCGGUUGUUUGAUGUUUUAGGGUUAGUGGCCCCUAUUGUACUUUUCGCUAAAUUAUUAAUUAAAGAUUUAUGGAUAGCAAAGAUUGAUUGGGACGAUUCUCCCCAGAAAAUAUUGUUAAAAAAUGGCAUCAGUUUCAACGUGAGUUGCCCCUAA